Molecule: messenger RNA, 1264 nt
Organism: Sorghum bicolor (sorghum)
Lineage: Eukaryota; Viridiplantae; Streptophyta; Magnoliopsida; Poales; Poaceae
Product: serine/arginine-rich SC35-like splicing factor SCL30
Exons: 8
Coding region: 178-969 (263 amino acids)
Biological process (GO): mRNA splicing, via spliceosome
Cellular component (GO): nuclear speck; cytoplasm
Molecular function (GO): RNA binding
Source: RefSeq, a predicted model, not a curated record
CCACCCCAUCUCCCUCACGUGCGCGCGAGCGUCGCGCUCCAGGCCUUCCUCUUCCCCGUCUGGCAUCGCGAACCGCCGCACCCGAUUCGGCACGCCCACGCCCCACCCCCUUCACCGUGUCUCUCCGCGGCGGCGGGCGCGGUUCUCCGGCCAUCACCGGGCGCAUCCGGAAAAACUAUGAGGAGGUACAGCCCCCCUUAUCGUAGUCCCCCCAGGAGGGCAUAUGGUGGCAGAGGAAGAAGCCCCCCUCCUCCUAGGAGGGGGUAUGGAGGACGCAACAAAGAGGGUAGUGGAAGCCUUUUGGUCCGCAAUAUCCCAUUAAGCGUCAGAGCGGAGGAGCUUCGAGUUCCUUUUGAAAGGUUUGGCCCUGUCCGCGAUGUUUACAUUCCAAAGGACUAUUACUCUGGGGAGCCUCGAGGAUUUGCCUUUGUGGAGUUUGUUGACCCUUAUGAUGCCUCUGAAGCCCAGUAUCACAUGAAUCGCCAAGUUUUCUUUGGCCGGGAGAUAGCUGUUGUUCUUGCUGCUGAGUCGCGAAAGAGGCCAGAGGAAAUGCGCAGCAGAGCUAGAGUCAGAGGUUACUCUGGUCAUGAAGGUCGCCGAUCUUCAUAUUAUGGGCGGUCUCGGUCCCGUUCCCGCUCUCCUCGCUAUAGGGGCCGUCCUCGGUCAAGCAGAUCAUACUCUCCUGCUCCAAGGCGGCGAGAUGACUACUCAGCUUCUCCAAGGAGAAAGGAAGCGCAUCGCACAUCUCCUCCCAGGCGCCCGCCAAAGGAGCAUGACGAAGAUAAGAAGCGGAGGUCCUACUCUCCUGCCAGUAGAGAUGAUGCUGACAAUGGUUAUGAGAAGAGGUCGCCCCCAGCAGACAGUAAUGGGUCCCCUCCGCACCGCAGGUCCCCCAAGGAGGAGUACUCAGGCUCACCUCCCGGAUCCCGCUCCAGGUCCGCCGACGAAUCUCCUGUUCGCAGUGACUGACUGACCGGUGGAUGCUACAAAAAUGAUAUGCACAUGACCGUGUCUCUCCGGCACGAGUCAGUCCAAUGCCUUUGUCAGGCCGAGCUUACUAUUACCCCCUUUUGGGGGUGAUGUUGUAUUGCUAAAGUUUCAUUUGUGCUUAGUAUCGGCAUAUACUGCUAGUCUUUGCUAUGUACGUACGGUAUGCUUUUAAUCUUGAGUGAAGUUUGAGGAACCAGUGAUGGAUGCUGAUGAACAUUGUUACAUGUAGUAGCAUGUUACUUGCUUGCUGGGCCACGGCCCGUUCCUUGUUGCA